This is a messenger RNA of Aaosphaeria arxii CBS 175.79, 652 nucleotides long. RefSeq lists its product as uncharacterized. The record is from RefSeq and is a predicted model, not a curated record. The coding region runs from base 117 to 605 and encodes 162 amino acids. Lineage: Eukaryota; Fungi; Ascomycota; Dothideomycetes; Pleosporales. The transcript is spliced from 2 exons.
CCCUCACGUCCCUCCGCCCACACCAAUUACGAGUACACACAAAUUUGUACUGCGUCGGGACCUUGGAGUCAGAAGCUAGAUACAUAGAAUUGUUUCGUACACGUGACCAAUUCGAUAUGAGUAACAAAGCCAAAGGAUUGACAUACCAGGCUGCGGAGCCCGCAUUCUUGCAACGACUCAGGGGUGGGCUGGCAGGCGAAGAUUCUGCAAGACACGAACGUCCAAUUCCCCGCAACAAGAGACUGCAAAAGGACGACGACGAAGAUGAUGCUCCUACAUAUGUCCUCGAAGACACCAACCAAUCGCUGUCCAAGGCCGAGUACGACGCCCUGGUGGCUGGCGAGGAUCAGCCAAAGGACGCUCCCGCUGACGAGGAUCAAGCCGCAGCUGGCGGUGAGAAGAAGGAUGCCUCCAGCCAACAGUCCAAGGACAAGAUUGCAGAGGUUGGCAAGAUGACCAAAAAGAGGAAAGCCAUCAAAGUCAUAGGAGCAGACGCUGAGGAUGAGGAAGACUCAAAACCAAAUGCGAAACCUGAUGGGAAAGCUGUCAAGAAGCCCAAGAAGAAAGCAAAAGUUGUCAAACUAUCCUUCGGUGACGACGAGUAAGGCUACAGGGCCUCGAGAAACCUCCCAUCGACAACAGCUGUCUCGUG